This is a messenger RNA of Sungouiella intermedia, 744 nucleotides long. The record is from the annotation of a GenBank genome assembly. NCBI's taxonomy places the organism in Eukaryota, Fungi, Ascomycota, Pichiomycetes, Serinales, Metschnikowiaceae.
AUGCCUAAGCUUGUUUUGGUCAGACACGGACAAUCCGAAUGGAACGAAAAGAACUUGUUCACCGGUUGGGUGGACGUUCGCUUGUCGGAGGUUGGCCAGAAGGAGGCCAAGAGAGCUGGUGAGCUCAUCAAGGAAGCUGGUAUCCAGGCUGAUAUCUUGUACACUUCCAAGUUGUCCAGAGCCAUCCAGACCGCUAACCUCGCCUUGGACGCUGCCGACCAAUUGUACGUCCCAGUCAAGAGAUCGUGGAGAUUGAACGAGAGACACUACGGUGCCUUGCAGGGCAAGGACAAGGCCCAGACCUUGGAGCAGUACGGUGCUGAGCAGUUCCAGACCUGGAGAAGAUCUUUCGACAUUCCUCCUCCAGACAUUGAGGAUGACUCCAAGUACUCGCAGGUUGGUGAUGUUCGUUACAAGGACAUUGACCCAGCUGUGGUUCCAAAGACCGAGUCCUUGAAGUUGGUCAUUGACAGAUUGUUGCCAUACUACCAGGACGAGAUUGCCGGCGACUUGUUGCAGGGUAAGACCGUGCUCAUUGCUGCCCACGGUAACUCCUUGAGAGCUUUGGUCAAGCACUUGGACAACAUCUCCGAUGAGGACAUUGCUGGUUUGAACAUUCCUACUGGUAUUCCAUUGGUUUACGAGUUGGACGAGACCUUGAAGCCAACCAAGCCAGCUUACUACUUGGACCCAGAGGCUGCUGCUGCCGGUGCUGCUGCUGUUGCUGCCCAGGGUUCUAAGAAG